ACAGUAUGUUCAGAGGGAACAACAAUGAUUGCAGAAUCUAUGUUGGAAACCUUCCAGAAGAUUGUAGGGAGAGAGAUAUAGAAGAUAUCUUUUAUAAAUACGGCAGGAUUGCCGACAUACGAAUUAAACGUGGCGAUGCCACCAGAGCGCGACAGAGUCGUCGAGGAGAAAACUUAUCCUACGCCUUUGUGCAGUUUGAAGAUUCCAGGGAUGCUGAGGAUGCAGUUAGAGGUCGUGAUGGUUAUGAAUUUGAUGGUCGUAGAGUCAGAGUGGAGUUCACUCGUGGUAGCGGGAACAACAGACGCGAUAGUGGCCGUGGUUAUGGUAAUAGUGGUAGUUACGGUGGGGGUGGCAGAUCUGGACGUGGGGUACCACCACGACGUUCAAACAACAGAGUGUUAGUGAAAGGCUUACCCCCAACGGGCAGUUGGCAAGAUAUUAAAGACCACAUGAGAGAAGCGGGUGAAGUAUUAUAUGCCGAGGUGUAUGGAGAUGGUUCUGGUAUAGUUGAGUUUGCACACUCUGACGAUGUCAAAUAUGCUGUGAAGAAUUUGGAUGACACUGAGUUUCGUUCACAUGAGGGUGAGACUAGCAGAGUGACUGUGACAGAUGAUUCUGGAAGUGGUGGUCGUAGGAAGAAAAGCUACUCUAGAUCAAGAAGUCGCUCUCGAAGCAGAUCCAGUAAACGUUCCCGUAGUCGCUCCAAAGACAACCGCUCUAGAAGCAGAUCAAAAAGCAAAUCACGAAGUCGCUCCAAGUCUCCAGCUAAGAGUCACUCAAGAUCGCCAUCUCCAAGGGAUUGAGGGAACAAGUGCAUCUCCUGUGAACCCCAUAUAUAUAGCAUGAUUUUAGUUACACUAUAGUCAAUAAAACUUUCUAUUGUACAGACUAUAACUUGGUUAUUCCCAACUUGUAUUACAUUUAUGCAUUGUAACUAUUCCCUCUGACAAUUCUAUUGCCAAUUUUGUUACUGAAACAUCAGGAGUUCAAGUGACAAGAUAACUUGCUAAUACCAUGCUUUACUUACCUAAAAACCAGGAAUGUAACAUUAAACUCUUGACAAAAUUAGGUUUGUAAAUCCUAUCAAUCCUUUGUACCAACCAGUCACCUGUAUGUUAGCUAGCAUAUUAUGCUACAAUAAGAUCUACAUUUCUCAUCAUACUGUGCUAUCAAUCACAUCUUCCUGCACAUUGUCAAUAAUUCAUACCUCAUUACACUGCUAGUUAGUGUCCUAUUGCUGCAUUCAUGCAAGGAAUCAACCCAGUUCCAUAAUAUCUAUAGUUUCUGAUGGCAAAGCCUCCAAAGGAUUCAGGGUAUCCUAAAUUAUGAACAAUGUGCACCACAGGCAUUUUGUGCCUGGGUGAUGUUUUACACAAACUAGAUGUAAUUAUAUUUGUUUGGAAUCCUUGGCCAAUUAUUGCUUGCUUCAAAUGCAUUUGGCUACAUAGCAAAUUUUCUCAUGUUACCAUUUUGA
This is a messenger RNA of Dendronephthya gigantea, 1474 nucleotides long. RefSeq names its product serine/arginine-rich splicing factor 1-like. Lineage: Eukaryota; Metazoa; Cnidaria; Anthozoa; Malacalcyonacea; Nephtheidae. Gene Ontology annotation, cellular component: cytoplasm; ribonucleoprotein complex; nucleus. The record is from RefSeq and is a predicted model, not a curated record. The coding region runs from base 6 to 803 and encodes 265 amino acids. Gene Ontology annotation, molecular function: mRNA binding. The transcript is spliced from 3 exons.